Diabrotica virgifera virgifera (western corn rootworm) is the source of this 11278-nucleotide messenger RNA. RefSeq names its product titin-like. Bases 376 to 10890 code for a protein of 3504 amino acids. Lineage: Eukaryota; Metazoa; Arthropoda; Insecta; Coleoptera; Chrysomelidae. The record is from RefSeq and is a predicted model, not a curated record. The transcript has 16 exons.
AUUAUGUUUGCAUAUACAUUAUUUCUAGAAGAUCGUACAUCAGUGCACGACGUUUUUUUAAAGUAUAAAAUUUUUAAAUGGAGCGCCAAUUUCUUAAAUUACGCGCCAGAAAUUAAUAUAAACAAAAGACAAUCGAAAAUGCUGUAACCACCUGUCAGCUUCAAUUUUAAUUUUAGUUUUUAGUUUUAAUAUUGUAACUACAUAAUUAGUUUAUGUUAAUUCUGGAUUUAUGCAGUUCAGUACAAAAGUUUUAAUUUAAUAAGUGCAAUGAAGUUAUAUUUACUGAAAAUUUAGUACCUAAACAAAUCAUAUAUUUUUUAUAUUGUGAUAAAAACUUGGUUGGUUUUAUCAAGUUUUAUUAUUUCCAUUACUAAGAUGGCAUCUAAGGAUCUACCAAUUGAUCUGCUAAAGGCAGAUAUUAAUAACAUUAAAAAGUAUAUACAAAAAGCAUUACAAGAAGAGACCAUAAAUGAAAGUUUAUUAUCUGAAGGGAUUGAUACAUUGGGGAAUAUAUCUCCAACAAUUAAGCCUAAAGCAUUUAUAAAAUAUGUUCUAAAAUACAUAGAGUUAGUUAUAAUAUUUGGAAAUGGCAGGGACUAUUAUACACAAGCCACUGUGACCAGAAAAUAUUUUAAUCAUAUUACAGAUAUGAUUCCCGCUGAAGUUCAAGAGGAAUUUUUAAGACAAGGUACUCGACUCGUUUUUGAUUAUGUUCUAGAAGAAAAUACUGAGAAUUGGUGUAUAAAAAAGGAGCUACUCAGAUUUUUUAAUGACACUAGUUUAGAUUGUAAAAGGAAAGUGAAGCAUGAUAUAGUGGAUAAGUUACCACAAAUAUAUUUGCUUAAGUUAGUGGACAGUGUUACUUCUUGUGCUGAUUACGACCUACAAGCAGUAAUAUUGGAAUUAAUUUUCCGCAUGUACAGCCAACGUAUCAUCCACAGCAAAUUAUAUGAAUUAAUCCCCGAGUCCGAAGAAUUGACCAGUUUGUUUUCCCAAAUAAAAGCCGUAACUUUUGACGAAGACUUAAAGAAAUUUUUGAAUACCUUGAAUGCAAAAUACGACAAAGUUUUUACUCUUCUGUGUACUGAUAUAAUCUUAGAUAACACAUGUUCUAUUCCAGUUGAGGAGGGCUUUGACGUUCAUUUUAAUGUGUGGCACAAAGCUCUCUCGUGGUACCAACUUCAACAGGAUGAAGAUGGACAUGAAACAUGGGAACUGAUAACAGUAUUUGUAUCGAAUGUAGACAUUGCAUAUACACGCAAUAAAAAAGAAGAACCAGAAAAGUUAUUUCUUGAAAUAAAAUUAAAUGGUCCGUGUCUGACAUCGCUCACAAGCUACCAGGAAUCGAGAGAUGUAAUUAGGGAUAUAACGGUAGUCACAAAAAAAUCCGAAAUAACUGAUGAACAUCUGUACAGAUCUUUAUUACAAAAAUUUUUUGAUGGCAAAUUUCGCAUACUACCAAACGAAAAUUUAAACAUCUUAAGAACAGAUGUCAUUCCUGCACCAGAGAAUGAAAGUAUAGAACAAUUACCAACUUCAAAUCAAUCUGACGAAUCAUCUUUAAAUGUAUUGGAUCCUGCGACGACAACGCUCCAUGAUAGCCGAAUAUCAUCGAAAAAUAUAUCGACAGAUGAAUCGAAAAGAUUACUUACUUCAAGUGGAUCAGUUGCAGAAAUCAUUUCUAUAGUGACUACCACAGAACACGACGUUACUACGGAUCUCAGUGAACACAGGACAUCACCAAUAAAGAAUUUAACUCCAUUGAAAAUAUUAGGUGGGAGAUGUACUGGCAGAGCAGUUAUUUAUAAAAAUUUGAUAAGGUCUCAAGGUUCAUCGGUGGAACAAAAUUUUACCGAAAGCAUUCAAAAAACUAAUCAAAAUUUUAACAUUUCCGUUGAAGAAUCGAAAGAUGAAACCGAAUAUUCAACAGCGAUCGAGGAUCCGGAUACAUCAACCUCUGAGUUGACAGAACAAUUUGAAUCGAUGAAAGUUGUUAUAGAUCAUCGAAGAUCAUCCAAAGAAAAGGCACUAAGUAAACCGAAAAGUAUUAAAGGAUUAAAGUCUAAAAAUAAUAAUCAACGCACCAAAACAAAGAAAAAACAAAAUGAGAGCACGACAGGAAAGCACAAACCAGGUUCUGGAAACUAUGUUAUUGAAGAGGACAAUUAUGUUUCGCCACCUGCCCUCACCGUUUUGCCAAAAGUAAAACCAUCUCCCACUGUUGAUGAAACUGAAAGAGAUCAGAAAAAAAUGUCAUUCAAAGUAUCAACUUGUAUUAAAACUACAAAAACUGCGAAAGAAAAUGGAUUAAAAACAAAACCUCUAAAAGGAAUAAAAAUAAAAAAUUCGAAAAAACCAGUGCUUGAUAUUUUAGGGCAAAAAUUUGACCAUGACAACGAAAAUCAAUCUUCAGCAGCUGUUUCUGCCUCAACACAACAAAAUACAAGUGAAAAGUCUGUAAAAAUAUCAGCAUCAGAUGGAACUGACGAAUAUAAUUCUCAAAAGAGUCCAAUCGAGUCACAGGAAACUUUUUCUGAAAGCAGCAAGGGUAAAACGAAUAAUUCAAUAUCCGAAGAAAAGUUCAUCGAAGGUAUAGAUGUGAAUGAAAAAUCAUUAGAACACGAAAAAACAUUUCCCGCUCAAGAUGAAACUGAAAGAGAUCCGAAAAAAAUGUUAUCAUCGAAAGUUUCAACUUGUAUUAAAACUAAAAACGAUGCGAAAGAGAACGAAUUGAAAACAAAAGUUUCUUCGAAUCUAAAAGGAACAAAAAUAAAUAAAUCGAAAAAAACAGUGAAUCAGAAAAAAACAGAGUUUGACCACGGCAACGAAAGUCAACAUUUAGCAGCUGUUUCUGCCUUAACACAACAAAAUGCAAAAGAUCUCUUGCAGUCUGUAAAAGCAUCAGCAUUUGAUCGAACACGCGAAUAUGGUUCUCAAAAGAGUCUGGUAGAGCCCGAGGAAAGUGUUCUAGGCACCAAGGAAACCAUAUCUGAAGAAUUCGAUUCAAAUUAUUUGUUACCACCUACACGUAUCGUUUUACCUAAAGCAUCAACAUCCAAAAUAACUGUUUCUGAAAGCAAGGGUAAAGCUGAUGAUUCGAUAUCUGAAGAAGAGUGUAUCGAACUUAUAGAUGUGAAAGAAAAAUCAUUAGAACAGCAACAAACAUUCCCCGCUGUUGAUGAAACUGGAAGGGAUCAGAAAAAAAUGUUGUCAUCCAAAGUUUCAACUUGUACUAAAACCACAAAAAGUGCGAAAGACCACCAAAUAAAACCAUCUGUACCUUCUGUUCUAGAAGAAAAAGAAGUAAUAAAAAAAUCUAAAAAACCAAUGCGUUCAAAACAUCGCCGGCGUUCUGAUGUUUUAGAUCAAGAAGUUGACCACGACAACGAAAGUCAACCUUCAACAGUUGUUUCUGCCUUUUCACAACAAGAUGCAAGAGAUCUCUUGCAGUCUUUAAAAAUAUCAGCAUUUGAUCGAACACACGAAUAUGGUUCUCAAAAGAGUCUGAUCGAGUCCGAGGAAAAUGUUCUAGGUACCGAGGAAAAUGUUCUAGGUACCAAGGAAAUCAUAUCUGAAGAAUUCGAUUCAAAUUAUUUGUUACCACCUACACGUAUGAUUUUACCUAAAGCAUCAACAUGCAAAAUAACCAUUUCUGAAACCAAGGGUAACGUGGGUAAUGCCAUAUCUGAAGAAGAGUCUAUCGAAGUUAUAGAUGUGAAAGAAAAAUCAUUAGAACAGCAACUAACAUUCCCCACUAUUGAUGAAACUGGAAGGGAUCGGAAAAAAAUGUUGUCAUCCAAAGUUUCAACUUGUACUAAAACCACAAAAAAUGCGAAAGACCACCAAAUAAAACCAUCAGUGCCUUCUGUUCUAGAAGGAGUAGAAGUAAUAAAAAAAUCUAAAAAACCAAUGCGUUCAAAACAUCUUCGGCGUUCUGAUGUUUUAGAUCAAGAAGUGGAAAACGACAACGAAAGUCAACCUUUAACAGUUGUUUCUGCCUUAACACAACAAAAUUCAAGAGAUAUCUUUCAGUCUGUAAAAGCAUCAGCAUUUGAUCGAACACGCGAAUAUGGUUCUCAAAAGAGUCUGGUAGAGUCCGAGGAAAGUGUUUUAGGCACCAAGGAAACCAUGUCUGAAGAAUUCGAUUCAAAUUAUUUGUUACCACCUACACGUACCAUUUUACCUAAAGCAUCAACAUGCAAAAUAACUGUUUCUGAAAGCAAGAGUAAAGCUGAUGAUUCAAUAUCUGAAGAAGAGUGUAUCGAACUUAUAGAUGUGAAAGAAAAAUCAUUAGAACAGCAACAAACAUUCCCCACUGUUGAUGAAACUGGAAGGGAUCAGAAAACAAUGUUGUCAUCCAAAGUUUCAACUUGUACUAGAACCACAAAAAGUACGAAAGACCACCAAAUAAAACCAUCAGUGCCUUCUGUUCUAGAAGGAAUAGAAGUAAUAAAAAAAUCUAAAAAACCAAUGCGUUCAAAACAUCUCCGGCAUUCUGAUGUUUUAGAUCAAGAAGUUGACCACGGCAACGAAAGUCAACCUUCAACAGUUGUCUCUGCCUUAACACAACAAAAUGCAAAAGAUCUCUUGCAGUCUGUAAAAGCAUCAGCAUUUGAUCGAACACGCGAAUAUGGUUCUCAAAAGAGUAUGGUAGAGUCCGAGGAAAGUGUUCUAGGCACCAAGGAAAUCAUAUCUGAAGAAUUCGAUUCAAAUUAUUUGUUACCACCUACACGUACCGUUUUACCUAAAGCAUCAACAUGCAAAAUAACCGUUUCUGAAACCAAGGGUAACGUAGAUAAUGCCAUAUCUGAAGAAGAGUCUAUCGAAGUUAUAGAUGUGAAGGAAAAAUCAUUAGAACAGCAACAAACAUUCCCCACUGUUGAUGAAACUGCAAGAGAUCAGAAAAAAAUGUUGUCGUCCAAAGUUUCAACUUCUACUAAAACCACAAAAAAUGCGAAAGACCACCAAAUAAAACCAUCUGUACCUUCUGUUCUAGAAGUAACAGAAGUAAUAAAAAAAUCUAAAAAACCAAUGCGUUCAAAACAUCUACGGCGUUCUGAUGUUUUAGAUCAAGAAGUUGACCACGACAACGAAAGUCAACCUUUAACAGUUGUUUCUGCCUUAACACAACAAAAUGCAAAAGAUCUCUUGCAGUCUGUAAAAGCAUCAGAAUUUGAUCGAACACGCGAAUAUGGUUCUCAAAAGAGUAUGGUAGAGUCCGAGGAAAGUGUUCUAGGCACCAAGGAAAUCAUAUCGGAAGAAUUCGAUUCAAAUUAUUUGUUACCACCUACACGUACCGUUUUACCUGAAGCAUCAACAUCCAAAAUAACUGUUUCUGAAAGCAAGGGUAAAGCUGAUGAUUCAAUAUCUGAAGAAGAGUGUAUCGAACUUAUAGAUGUGAAAGAAAAAUCAUUAGAACAGCAACAAACAUUCCCCACUGUUGAUGAAACUGGAAGGGAUCAGAAAACAAUGUUGGCAUCCAAAGUUUCAACUCAUACUAAAUCCACAAAAAAUGUGAAGAAACACCAAAUAGAAUCACCAGUACCUUCUGUUCUAGAAGGAACAGAAGUAAUAAAAAAAUCUAAAAAACCAAUGGAUACAAAACUUGACGAAGUUGGCCACGACAACGAAAGUCAACCUUUAGCAGUUGUUUCUACCUUAACACAACAAAAUGCAAGAGAUAUCUUGCAGUCUGUAAAAGCAUCAGCAUUUGAUCGAACACGCGAAUAUGGUUCUCAAAAGAGUCUGGUAGAGGCCCAGGAAAAUGUUCUAGGCACCAAGGAAAUCAUAUCUGAAGAAUUCGAUUCAAAUUAUUUGUUACCACCUACACGUAUUGUUUCAUCUAAAGCAUCAACAUGCAAAAUAACUGUUUCUGAAAGCAAGGGUAAAGCUGAUGAUUCAAUAUCUGAAGAAGAGUGUAUCGAACUUAUAGAUGUGAAAGAAAAAUCAUUAGAACAGCAACAAACAUUCCCCACUGUUGAUGAAACUGCAAGAGAUCAGAAAAAAAUGUUGUCAUCCAAAGUUUCAACUUCUACUAAAACCACAAAAAGUGCGAAAGACCACCAAAUAAAACCAUCUGUACCUUCUGUUCUAGAGGGAAAAGAAGUAAUAAAAAAAUCUAAAAAACCAAUGCGUUCAAAACAUCUUCGGCGUUCUGAUGUUUUAGAUCAAGAAGUUGACCACGACAACGAAAGUCAACCUUCAACAGUUGUUUCUGCCUUAACACAACAAGAUGCAAGAGAUCUCUUGCAGUCUGUAAAAAUAUCAGCAUUUGAUCGAACACACGAAUAUGAUUCUCAAAAGAGUCUGAUAGAAUCCGAGGAAAGUGUCCUAAGUACCAAGGAAAUCAUAUCUGAAAAAUUCGAUUCAAAUUACUUGUUACCACCUACACGUACCGUUUUACCUAAAGCAUCAACAUGCAAAAUAAACGUUUCUGGAAGCAAGGAUAAAAUGCACAUUUCAAUAUCUGAUGAAGAGUGUAUCGAAGUUAUAGAUGUAAAAGAGGAAACAUUAGAGCAGCAAGAAACAUUUCCUUCUGUUGUUGAAACUGAAAGAGAUCGGACUAAAAAGUCGUCAUCCAAAGUUUCUUCGGCUGUAAAAGGAACAAAAAUAAAAAAAUCGAAGAAACCAGUGCGUGGAAAAAAUCUGAGGCGUUCUGAUAUUUUAGGGGAAGAAUUUGACCACGACAACGAAAGUCAACCUUCAGCAGCUCUUUCUGCCUUAACACAACAAAAUGCAAGUGAAAUAUCUGUAAAAAUAUCAGCAUUUGAUGAAGCUGACGAAUAUGAGCCUCAAAAGAGUCCCAUCGAGACCGAGGAAACUGUUUCUAAAAGCAGUAAGAGUAAAGCGAAUAAUUUAAUAUCGGAGGACAAGUCUAUCGAAGUUAUAGAUGUGAAAGAAAAAACAUUAGCACAGCAAAAGACCUUUUCCGCUAUUGAUGAAACUGAAAGUGAUCAGAAAAAAAUGUUGUCAUCGAAAGUUUCAACUAAAUCCACAAAAAAUGCGAAAGAACCCCAAUUAAAACUACAAGUAUCUUCUGUUCUAAAAGGAAUGGAAGUAAUCAAAAAAUCUAAGACACCAGUGCAAACAAAACCUCUUCUAUGCGCUGAUAUAUUAGAUCGAGAAAAGAAAUUCGAAAACCAAAAAGAGAUUCAAUCUGUUUCUGGCUUAAAAGAACAAAACAUAAAAGAAAAACCGGUCAAAAUCUCAUCAUGUGAUAGAAAGAAUUCCAUUGAGAUUUUAGUUAACCAGGAAAUCAUAUCUGAAAACGUUACUGAAGAAGUCAAUUCAAAGUAUUUUUUGCCACCUAGACUCAACGCUUCACCUAAUUCAACUUGUGUAGAAAAAUCUUUCACAGUAACAGAUGCGGAAGAAAUGUUGGAACAGCAAAAAAUAUUACCCACUAUUGAAGAAGAUGAAAGAAAUCGUAAAGAAAUUUUGUCGCCCAAAGUUUCAGCUUGUAUUAAAACUACAAGAAAAGCUAAGGGAAAAAAAUUAAAACCACAACAAAGGAAAAAACUCACAACUCUAAAAGAACAAAAUACAAGAGAAACGCCUGUCAAAAUAUCAAUAUUUGAUGAAAUUGAAGAAAACGUGACUGGUUCUAACAAAGAAAACGAACAACCGGCACUAGAAACAUUUGCUGAUUCUCCAAUAAAAAUGAAAUCAAAGCGUUUUGAAAAUGAGCAACAAACGGAAGAAGAAGAGAAAAUAUUUAAACCACCAGACGCUGUUUCGCCAGAAGUGAGUAUAACUAAAUAUGCAAGUCAUGAAUCGUCAAUUCAUAAUGAUUUAGAACACGGAAAAGAAUUAGGUAACCAAAAAGAAAAACCAAAAUUAAGUGAUACUACUUCCAACUUAAAUGCCAAUUUAAAUUCAAAAGACACUGAACAAGUAUUAACAUUUCCUAAACUAAUAGUACUAUUAGAUAGAUUUGACUCUAAUUUACAAAAGAAAAGAACAAUUUCAAAACCAAUUGAAGACGUCUCAGAAAACCGUAAGUCAGAACAGAUACAAAGUAUGUCUAAUGAUUUGAUUCUCAAAAAUAUAGAAGAUAAGUCGAUGAAAUCACCAGAUGCUCGUGCUAUAACCCUAGAUGAUAAAUUGAACCAAAAGGGAUCCACUUCUAAAGUGGAAAAAGAAAAUGUAACAAAUUAUACCACAGUGGAAGCUGUCGUGACGUUGAAAGAUAAUUUAGAGCACCAAAACGAAAAAGAAACACUAAAAUCAAUUAAAAGUACUACUCAAUCCUUAAGAAAAAGACAGAAAAAAUCCAAAAGAACGCAAAUUAUGGUACCGCAUGAUGAGGAAGUCAUACAGGAUUUCACAGAGAGUACAAAUAGCAAACAGUCAUCAUUUUCUGAUCCAAAGGUAAAAGAAAAAGUAGGCGACAAAGAAAAAUCAACUUCAAAAUUACAAAUAUCCGGAGAAAAAAUGUAUGAUAAUAAAAUAAUACAGGAGUCUGCAGUACCUACUUCUAAAUCUAGUGAUAUCGACUUAAAUUUAAAAAAUAUCGAACAAGUACCGUCUUUUAAUCAACUAGUAGAGUUAUUAGAUAGACAAUCAUCAUUUUCUGAUCCAAAGGUAAAAGAAAAAAUAUACGACAAGGAAAAAUCAACUGCAAAAUUACAAAUAUCCGGAGAAAAAAUGUAUGAUGAUAAAAUGGCACAUGAUAAUAAAAUAAUGCAGGAGGCUGCAGUACCUACUUCUAUAUCUACUGAUAUCGGUGUAGGUUUACAAAAUAUCGAACAAAGUCCGUCGUUCGAUCAACUGGUAGAGUUAUUAGAUAGAUAUGGAUAUGGUGUACAAAAGAAAACCACAGUUUCUAAACCGAUUGAAGAUGUUUCAGAAAAAAGUAAAGAACCGGUAUUAUCUACAGUAGUUGCUGUAAAAGAAUGUGGACUAGCAGAUGACGAAAAAGAUACACAAGCAUCUACGUUAGAUAUUGAUGUUUCAUCCCAAGUAAUACAAGCGAAGACAAAUGUGCAAGAAGAGAUCAUAGAUGAUGAUUUAAAACAGGGUGAAAAAAGUGAAGGUCCCAGAAGUAAGAAAAUACAUAUAAGUGAAAGUUCGAGUGAUGAAACUGAAUGCGAAGGAAAUUCUGUGCUGGAUGAGGAAUUAAAUGAAUCAAUAAUAAUAAUGAAAAUCGACAAAACUAUAGGAAACAAUAAGAUCGAUUUAGUACAGCCAAUUUUGCAAAAUGAAAAAGAUGAUACAUGUAUCAGAAACACCAGCGUAAAGGAUAUAGAAGUGACAACUAUGCUAGAUCAUUCAGAGAAAAAUUUGUCAGAGAAAGGACAAGAAGAUAUUAUCAGACGACCGCGGGCACUUAAUGCAGUGUUAACGGAUAGCGAUAUGAGCAUAGAAGAUUUUUCCUCGGAAGUGCAAAAAUUACCUCCGGCUGAUAAGAAAGAUGGAGGAGAAGAAAAUAGUGUUAAAACCUUGAGCAAUGAGAAACCUUUAGAAUUUGAUAGACUUGCAGCUGAUAAUAAAAAGGUUAUAAGUGGUGAGAAGAAAACGAAGGAAGUAAAUGAAAAAAAUAAAGAAAACAAUUUGCCUCCAACGGAACCCAAAGUAAUCCCAAUCGAAAGGAGUUGUAUGGCGGACAAGACGAAUAAUAGUAGUAUUCGAAGAAAAAGAAAAUUGUAUGAUCCAAAUGAUUUGUCUGUGUUUUCACACCUAGAAGAUGAGGUUGAGAGAUACGAGAAGAUGACUAAGGAACAACAAAUUGAGAUGGAAGAAGGUAUAGAUAAGUCUAAUACAAUCGACAAAUCACGUUUACUCCUAUUAAGUUCAGCCAAGGAGGGCCAUUCAUCAACCACUUAUAAAAAAAAGUCUGCUUCGUUAAAUUUCGUCAAAAAAUAUCAAGACCCAUCAAUAAAUGGCAGAAUCAAUUUGACAACAAGUUAUGUCAGAUCUAAAAAACCCAAAAAGGGUACUAAUUCACGAAACCGUUCAUAUUUAUCCGGUAUGAUUACGCUACACAAAAGAAAUAAACACGAAAGUAGUGUUAAUAUCAGUAAAGCCGAUCGAACAAUGUUAAACAGAACCUUGCACAAAAUUUUUGGCUGGCCAGAUGAAGGUGACAGUUUCUUGAAAAAAGUUCUUAAAAAAUCCCAUGCAAACGCCUCGGAAUUAAAAACUCAAGAAUAUGUAGAAUCACAAGAUGAAAAUACUGGAAGUCCUGUCAUUGUCAAAGCUAAGGGUCCUACAAAGAAGAAAAGAUUACCAAAUGAUCAAAUCCGUUAUGCUGAUUUAAUCAGAGCCCGAGAUGCCAGGAGCCAUAAGGCGAAGGAAACUUUUAUGAAGAUUCUGCAAGAUAUUCAAGAUGAUCUAAAUGAUGGAGAGUCUUUGAUGGACAUGCUUCGUAAAUCUAAGGAAAAACCAACAGCUAAGGAGAAACGUUCUUCCAAAAAUAGAAGCCGUAGAUCUAAAACAAAGGCAAAUAAUAGCUCCAAAGUCAAAAGAUCUAAUGUUCCACAAAAAAGACGUAGUAGUACACCACAUAGGUCUGAUCAAUGUUCUUCGAACAAGAAACGAAAAAUUAAGAAAAUCGGUGGUAAGAAAAAAGAGGGAGAAAUAAAUGACAAAAAUAAAGAAAAUAAUUUUCUUCCGAUAUUAGACGAAGAUUUGUCUUUUCAAAUUAGUUGUGUUGCGGAGAGGAACAAUAGCAAUAUUAGACGAAAAAGAAAAUUGUAUGAUCCAAAUAAUUUGUCUGUAGUGUCACACCAAAAAGAUAUGGUUGAAAGAUGCGCAGAAAUGAUAACUGAAGAAACCCAUUUUUAUGAAACACGGGAACCAAGAUUGCCAGAAAAAAUUCAGGGACGUCUAAAAAAGGGAUUCUGGGGGAAACCUCAAAUAAUCUAUGAGGAAGGAGUAGAAGAAGGGUAGAAAAGUCUAAUGGUCUAAUAAGUUUAACAAAAUUUGUUUCAUUUAGAAUUCGUUUUUUUGUUAUAUUAAAUUUAUUAUUUUUUCAAUUUAAAUAUAUUUAUAAUAUUUAAAUAAAGAUACCUGAUACAUAUUUAAGAAACCUUUUCAGAAAACCAAUCAGAAAGGGGUAGAACACAGGUAGAAAAUAGAUAAGUUUAACAAAAUUUGUUUCAGUUAGAAUAAGUUUUUGUGAUAUAUUUAAUUGUUCAUUUUUCUAAUUUAAAUAAAUUUAUAAUAUAUACCUACCUAAAGAUAAUUAGAUUAUUUGAGAAGAUAAAUAUUUUCAUAAUUCGUUAAACACAUGAAUUGGAAAAUUGUAUUUAUUCUAUUUAUAUGUAAUUGAACUAAA